AUGAGCAUGUCGUAUUCAUCAUCUUCCACCGUACACGGCAAAAAGAAAGAGGAUUCCAAAAGCAGCAGCUCUAGUUCCGGUCGUUCCAUGGCACGGGCGCAGCAGAUUGAGGCGGCUCUUUCCGACUUGGAAUCCUCGUUUGAACGUGAUAGUCACUCGGCCCGAUAUACGUCGCAUGUUCUCGAUAUUCGCAGCAACAGCAACAAUAGUGGAGCUGACGAUAUCGACGACUUUUCCAUUACGAGCCGUCCGAGUUCCGCGGGGUGGUUUGAUGAUGAUGAUGAUCCAGAUGCUGGUAUCGGUACUACUAGUACCACCGAACCUAUUACUGCAAAAAGUGACAGCAACGACGACAGCAUGAUGAUUAAUUUGUGGCAACGACAACAAGACCUUCGCGAAACGGUCGAUCAGAGUGUCAAUUUGAUGGACCCCAAGGCGGCCAAGUACGAGGGAGAUGCGCUUCGAAGUACCGGUUUGGAGGGGUUUCGCGAUUUGAAGAAGAAGAACAGUCGCUAUUCCAACAAGGGGGAUUCUUUCAGCUUUCCAUUCUUGCCAUCUGGAUUUGGAGAUUUGCAGUUGAUGGAGACUGAAAUCAAGAGACGAGUGCAUGAUCCACAGAAACAGCAACAACAAGACAACAACAGGGCAGGCUGGAAAUGGAUCCUUCUUGUAACUUGCUUCUUUGUGGUCGUGGCUGUUUCGGUGACUGUCACAGUUAUUGUGGUAGAGCAACAACAUAGCAAAGCAACUCACAGUACUCAGGAAUAUGAUGGUGCUGUCAAGACUAUCCUUGAUACAUCAUCUGCCCAAGAGAAACAACGACCUGGUGUUGGCUUACCCUCUGAAUCUCGCUCUUGGGAUGAUGAUGCCAUGAACUCUGUUGGAAGUGAUGAAGGUGAAACUGCUCCCCCGGAUACUUCUUCAGGCACUAGUAGGAGCCAUGAUUACGAAGUAAUCACCAACAAGGACAACAUACCAAUGUUUCGUCCAACAACGGUGACUCUGCCAGCCAAGACCCGAGCUCGUGCCAUGCUGGCUCUGCUACUGGAAUUUCAAGUUUCUCCACCGGAUACCAUUCUUGGCAAAGACAAAGGAUCGGCAGCGUACCGUGCGUUGCAGUGGAUUGCAGAUGAAGAUCCAGCCAAGCUACCCUUUCCCCAUUUCUACUAUCAGUCGGCCCAUACGGCAAAGCUCAGUCGCCACGAUCAAGAACAACCGGAAUGGAGAGACGACUCCUUUGCCAUUCAACAGCUCCUGCAACGCUACGCCAUGGCCGUGUUUUACUAUUCGCUCGAAAAGCCGCACACCACCGACGAGGCCACCGCCGACCAAGUCCUGGAGGACACGGUGGCAGCACUCAACCACGAAAAGCUUCAACAGAGUUGGCUCACAAAGGAUCAUCUUUGCCAUUGGCGUGGCAUUGAUUGUGGAACCUACGACCAUGGAGGGAAAGCGGGAGUAGAAUCUAUUCACAUGUCGUCGGUAGUCAGCAUCAAUUUGACGCGCCAUCACCUCUACGGAACGCUGCCACCCGAGUGGUUCUCGGGUACAGCUUUGCCAGACCUUGCCAGUGUUGACUUAUCGGGCAAUCACCUGCAUGGGUCUCUUCCAGACGUUGUAUCAAUGACUCCCAGACAGGAAGACGUGGACAACAAUAGCAAUCAGCACAAGAUCACAACUGGCAAAGCCGAAUACACUUUGCGCUUCCCACAAAACACCAACAGCAGCUUGGUGUCCUCAC
Seminavis robusta is the source of this 1741-nucleotide messenger RNA. Lineage: Eukaryota; Bacillariophyta; Bacillariophyceae; Naviculales; Naviculaceae. The record is from the annotation of a GenBank genome assembly.